Messenger RNA from Tachyglossus aculeatus (Australian echidna), 1826 nucleotides. RefSeq names its product zinc finger protein 526 (gene ZNF526). The coding region runs from base 75 to 1805 and encodes 576 amino acids. The record is from RefSeq and is a predicted model, not a curated record. NCBI's taxonomy places the organism in Eukaryota, Metazoa, Chordata, Mammalia, Monotremata, Tachyglossidae. The transcript is spliced from 2 exons.
AAGGCGCUCGAGGCCUCGCGGGGCGAGGCCUCCUGAGGGGAAGGGGGGCCCGUCGGCCCGGGCCCGAGCCCUCCAUGGCGGAGGAGGAGGAGGAGCAGGAGGGGCAGCCCCUGUCCUCGUCCAUCCUUUUCCAGCCCCAGUACAUGUGCUCUGAAUGUGGCCUGCUCUUCGACGCCCUGGAGGCCGUGCUCCUGCAUCAGCAUCACCACCUGCCCGCCUCGACGCCUUCGACGCCCUCGACGCCUUCCGCCGGCCACUUCCAAUGCCUGGACUGCAGCCAACUCCUGCUGUCUCCCGCCGACCUCCUGGCCCACCAGGAUGCCCACUUCCCGGGGGGCGACACCGCCGCCGCCGCCGCCGCCCACCCCCCGGGCCCGGUCCACUACCAGUGCGGCGACUGCCAGGAGCUCUUCCCCUCCCCGGCCCUGUGGCUGGCGCACCGGGACGCCCGGCACCCGCUCGCCGCGGCGCCGCCGCCGCCGCCUGCCAUGGACCCCUAUGAGUGCCCUGAGUGCGCCCAGCUCUUCGCCACGCCCGAGGACUUCCUGGACCACCAGGGCGCCCACUUUGCCGCGCUGGAGAAGGAGGAGAGCGAUGGCCGGGAGGGAGAGGAGGAGGGAGAGGAAGAGCCCGAGGGGGACGACGGGCAGGAGGCGGGGGAACCCGAGGCCCCGAGCCGGGUCCACCGCUGUGCCGACUGCCGGCUCCCCUGGCCGUCGGCCGCCGCGCUGAGGCGGCACCGGAGGGCGGCCCAUGCCCCGGCGCCCGCCGCCUUCCGCUGCGCCCAGUGCCAGCGCGCUUUCAGCUCGGCCAACCGGCUCCAGGCCCACGGCCGCGCCCACGUGGGCGGGACCCACGAGUGCCCCACCUGCUCCAGGGUCUUCAAGAAGGCGGCGUCGCUGGAGCAGCACCUGCGGCUGCACCGGGGCGAGGCCCGCUACCUGUGCGUGGACUGCGGCCGCGGCUUCGGCACGGAGCUCACGCUGGUGGCCCACCGCCGCGUCCACACCGCCAACCCCCUCCACCGCUGCCCCUGCGGAAAGGCCUUCAGCAACAUGACCAAGUUCCUGUACCACCGGCGGACGCACGCGGGCAAGAGCGGCGUGCCUCCCGCCGCCGCCACCGCCGCCCCCCCGGAGCGGGCCCCGCCGCCGCCUCCCCCGCCCCCCGCGCUGCCGUGCCCACAGUGCCCCAAGGCCUUCUCCUCGCCCGCCCGGCUGGCGCGUCACCGGCGCGCGGUCCACGCCCCGCCGGAGCGGCGCCACCGCUGCGGCGUCUGCGGCAAGGGCUUCAAGAAGCUGGUGCACGUGCGCAACCACCUGCGGACGCACACGGGCGAGCGGCCCUUCCAGUGCGCCGACUGCGGCAAGACCUUCGCCUCCCUCGCCAACCUGAGCCGCCACCAGCUGACCCACACGGGCGCCCGCCCCUACCCCUGCCCGGACUGCGGCAAGCGCUUCACCCAGAGCUCCAACCUGCAGCAGCACCGGCUGCUCCACGGCCGGCCGGCCCGCUCGGGCGCCCCGCCCCCCUUCCCCUACGCGGGGCUGCGGCCCCACGGCUGCGGCGUCUGCGGGCGGCGGUUCGCGGCGGCCGCGGGGCUGCGGCUGCACCAGCGGGUCCACGGGCAGUCGUCCCACCUGCCGCCCGCCCCGCCCCGCCAGACCAUCAUGUGCAACGAGCUGGGUGAGACCAUCGCCAUCAUCGAGACGGCCCAGCCCCUGGCGCUGGCGGACACUCUGCAGCUCUGCCAGGCGGCUCUGGGGUCCGGCGGGCUGCUGCGGCUCGACGCCGCCUUCGUUUGAGGGGCGGGGGUGUCAUUAAAG